This is a messenger RNA of Anneissia japonica, 2374 nucleotides long. Its product is annotated as putative L-aspartate dehydrogenase. Gene Ontology annotation, molecular function: L-aspartate dehydrogenase [NAD(P)+] activity; NADP binding. The record is from RefSeq and is a predicted model, not a curated record. The coding region runs from base 79 to 936 and encodes 285 amino acids. Gene Ontology annotation, biological process: NAD+ biosynthetic process. The transcript has 8 exons. NCBI's taxonomy places the organism in Eukaryota, Metazoa, Echinodermata, Crinoidea, Comatulida, Comatulidae.
UUGAAAAAAAAACAACAACAUUGAAAGUCUGUAGCAUUUCAACAUUGGCGCAUUUCCUUAUAAUAUUAUUUUUUUUAAAUGGCAAGCGAUUUGAAGAAACAAAAGAUUGUUCGUCGGGUGGGAAUCGUUGGGUAUGGUCACCUAGGUCAGUACUUGGUAAAUGCUGUUCAAGAGAGUGAUCAAUUGGAGUUGGCAUUUGUGUGGAAUAGGACAGCAGAGAAUAUGAUGGGCAAAGUAGACGAUUCUUUGAUUUUACAAGACUUGUCCAAAUUUGAGGAAAGAAAGUCAGACCUUAUUGUUGAAGUUGCUCAUCCUACCAUAACAACCCAAUAUGGAGAGGCUUUUUUGAGAGUAGCUGACUAUAUGAUUGGCUCACCAACAGCAUUAGCCAAUCAAGAAGUAGAAAAUAAGCUGAGAGCUGCAGCCAUUCACAAUGGCCUUUACAUUCCAAAUGGUGCAUUCUGGGGUGGAAAUGACAUCAAGAAGAUGGCAGACAGAGGAACAUUACACGCAUUAAAAGUAACAAUGACCAAGCACCCAACAUGUUUCAAAUUGAAUGGUGAAUUAAAAGAAAAGAAUGCAAAAGUGAAAGAAGGGGAGAUAGUUACAUUAUAUGAUGGUCCUGUUCGUGACCUUUGCCCUCUUGCUCCAAAUAAUGUGAAUACAAUGGCUGCUGCCUCCAUUGCUGCUCAUAAUUUGGGUUUUGAUAAAGUUCAAGGGUGCCUGGUGGCAGACUCAAGGAUGACAGAUUGGCAUAUAGUUGAAGUUGAGGUAACAGGACCUGGAGAUGUUGCCACUGGGCAUGUAUUCAAUGUGUCAACAAAGCGAAAAAACCCCUCAAAAUUAGGAGUAGUCACAGGGAACGCAACGUAUGCAUCGUUUGUUAGUAGUAUGCUUGGUGCAAAAGCAAUGGGACCAGGUGUACAUUUAUGCUAAUAUAUCCAGGUGUGCAGAAACACAUGAGAAUGUAUGUAGCACUCAGUGAGCAUAAUAUUACCAGGUAAAGAAGGCAAAGACAUGUGAAUACAUUAUGAACAAUUUUACUAUCUCAAAGGUCUUGACAAACACAUGUAUUCAAAUCCAAAUAAAACAAAGUUACUUAAAUGACAAUCUAAACACAUGGUGGUCUGUUUGGAUAGAUGGUAUGGAUGGAGCAAGUAUUCUGAUGUCAGGAAUUUGGCUACAUUGUCGGAAUCUGCAAUUUUGUAUGUCAAAAGAGGUGAAUAUUUUCAAACCUAUCCCCAAAAUCCAAGCACUUGUAAUACUGUAUUAUCACACUGUGUCCAACUUCCUCUACUCCAUUGGGAGUAUUCCAAUUCGAGAAUGCCCAUUUAUGCUCCUGGGUGGACAGAAAGGACCCAUACCUUAAGAUAAAGAACCAGAACCACAGAAUAUUAACAAAAUGUAUCAAUUUAUAUAUUUAUCCUACAAAUAUGGAUGGUAAUUGCUAACAUGAAUACUUUAAAAAUCACUGACAGUCAAUAAUUAAUAAUUAACACCAAUAACACCAUUUUUACGUUAAAACAUAUUAUGAAUUAUGAAAUUGCAUAUGUUAGAAAUGGUAGUAUUAUCAUUUUGAAAACAAUUCCCUUCGACUUAACCUACUUUAUACGAUUUGAUUGGAAUGUUUAAUGCUUGAUAGUUAGUAACUAUUUAAUUUCUCUGUAACUUGGUUGCAACGUAACUGCAGUGAAACAUGUUUCUUGCAUCUCACAAAGUAAUUGAUAAAUAUUAAGGAUAUGCAUAUAAAUACAACUUUAUAAAUCUAAUUGUAUGAAAUUAGUAUUCAUAUUUAGUGACAAUCAUGUAUUAUUAUUAUUAUUAUUCAUGUAUUAACAUUCAUGAAGUUAAGACAUCAUCACUUUUAUUAUUACAGUAUUAUCAAAGAGUAUAAAACUGCAAGAGUUCCGACUUUCAGGGUUUCGUUGAAACAAUCCUAUUUCAAAAACUACUACCACGAACUAAAGGGCAUCCUUUUAAAGUCGAGUUUCAAACUCUAUUUAAAUUUUAAUAGGGCGCCCCCUAACUUGUGGUAAUACUUUUUUUUAAAUGUUCCUUUGUGUGCAUACAAAAUCAGGGCAGUCGGACCUCCUGCAAUUCUGUACUCUUUGGUAUUAUGCAGCUUGUAUUUCAAUACAAAUUUAAUUACAUAUUUCAUUUAUUUUCAAGAUAAACUGGUAUUUCACAAUAUUGAUAUUUCACUCUCAAUCUUAUUGAAUGUUAUGUUUUCAUAUUGAAUUACUGUAUGGAUGGCUUUCAAUUCUGACUGGUUGAAUACUGCUCUCUUGCCAAUUUCAUGUUUCAUGUAACAUUAAAGAGUUCACUGUGAACAAAUUCUUGACAAACCGUUAACAUUAAAUAUUGAAAGGGUGCU